Loxodonta africana (African savanna elephant) is the source of this 1266-nucleotide messenger RNA. RefSeq names its product olfactory receptor 5T7-like. NCBI's taxonomy places the organism in Eukaryota, Metazoa, Chordata, Mammalia, Proboscidea, Elephantidae. Gene Ontology annotation, molecular function: odorant binding; G protein-coupled receptor activity; olfactory receptor activity. The record is from RefSeq and is a predicted model, not a curated record. Gene Ontology annotation, biological process: G protein-coupled receptor signaling pathway; sensory perception of smell. Gene Ontology annotation, cellular component: membrane. The transcript is spliced from 2 exons. Bases 1 to 1266 code for a protein of 421 amino acids.
AUGGCCUAUGACCGUUAUGUGGCCAUUUGUAACCCCCUUCUCUACAUGGUGGUGGUAUUUUGGCAAAUCAGGCUCCUGCUAGUAUCUCUCAUAUACCUCUACAGUCUGACCAUAGCACUGACUGUCUCUUCCUGUGUAUUUCCUGUAUCAUAUUGCUCUUCCAAGGCGUCACUGCUGAGAAAUCGUGCAUUUCUGAAAAAUCAGUAUAAACAUGGACUUAACAUUCCUUUGAGUCACAAUAUUGUGCGUCCCUGUCUUAGAAAAACAAAUUGUGAUUUCAUGAAUAUUUUCAAGUUUAUUCCACGAAGUGUUAACGUGAAAAAUGACACAGAAGUCACCACAUUUGUAUUGAAGGGCUUCACAGACAAUCUUGAGCUGCAGGUCAUCUUCUUUUUUCUAUUUCUAGCAAUCUACCUCUUUACUGUGACAGGAAAUUUAGGACUGGUUAUAUUGGUCAUUGGGGAUUCCCGGCUCCACAACCCCAUGUACUAUUUUCUGAGUGUGCUAUCAUUCUUGGAUGCUUGCUAUUCCUCAGUGAUUACCCCAAAUAUGUUAAUAGAUUUUAUGUCAAAGAAUAAAGCCAUUUCAUUCCUUGGAUGUGCGACACAAAUGUUUCUCUCCGUUACUUUUGGGACUACAGAAUGCUUUCUCUUGGCGGCCAUGGCUUAUGACCGCUAUGUAGCAAUCUACAACCCACUUCUCUAUUCAGUUAACAUGUCACCCAGAGUCUUUGUGCCACUCAUCACUGCUUCAUAUGUUGGUGGUAUUUCACAUGCUACUUUACACACGGUAGCAACUUUUAGCCUCUCCUUCCGUGCAUCCAAUGAAAUCAGACAUGUCUUUUGUGAUAUCCCUCCACUCCUUUCUAUCUCCUGUUCUGACACUCGCUUCAACCAGCUUCUACUCAUCUACGUUGUGGGUUCUGUUGAGAUAUUCACCAUCCUGAUUGUCCUGAUCUCCUAUGGUUUCAUUUUGUUGGCCAUUCUGAGAAUGCAUUCUGCUGAAGGGAGAAGAAAAGUAUUUUCCACUUGUGGCUCUCACCUAACUGGAGUGUCAAUUUACCAUGGAACAAUCCUCUGCACGUAUGUCAGACCAAGUUUUGGCUAUGCUUUGGAUCAUAACAUGAUACCGUCUAUAUUCUACACCGUUGUGAUACCCAUGCUGAAUCCCAUUAUCUACAGUUUGAGGAACAAAGAUGUAAAAGAAGCAAUGAAAAAAGUGUUUGGGAGAAAUCAGUUUAUCAGUACAGUAUAUUUUUAUCACUAA